This is a messenger RNA of Raphanus sativus (radish), 1768 nucleotides long. RefSeq names its product RHOMBOID-like protein 9, chloroplastic. The transcript is spliced from 7 exons. The coding region runs from base 258 to 1580 and encodes 440 amino acids. Gene Ontology annotation, molecular function: serine-type endopeptidase activity. NCBI's taxonomy places the organism in Eukaryota, Viridiplantae, Streptophyta, Magnoliopsida, Brassicales, Brassicaceae. Gene Ontology annotation, cellular component: membrane. The record is from RefSeq and is a predicted model, not a curated record.
GUAAUUGUGGUUCUUCCCGAUGGUUCCUCUCUCGACUUUGUAAUCUUAAAUAUCUGUCGGAAAGAGAAGCGAUUUCUUAUUUCUAAGAACUGGGUUUGGACCGUUUGGUACUCGUUGCUCUAAUCGUAAUAAUAAUAAAGUUAUGCCCUUUUGUUGUUUGAUUAAAUGCCCAAGUGAGAUAUUACUUCAUCACAGCCUUUCUUGAAUCCAAUAUAGGCUUUUGGAUUCUCCAAACUUCAAAUUGAUUUGAAUUUAUAAUGGCGCUGUUCCCUCUUCACCAUGAAUUCCCCUGUAAAGAUCAUGUCUUUCAGCAUGGGACUUCAACAGGACAACUGUUUUCCUCUGCAAGGACCUUCCCAUGUCCGGCUUUCGACGUGUUGAUGAAGGCAGCUGUUACCAGCAGUUGCACUAGUGGUCUGAAACAUAGCACAACCGCUCUGGGGAGGGAUUGUAGGGUGAAGAAGAGUUAUAUGAGAUCGAUCCCUUAUUGUCUUUCAUCAAGAGGAAAGCUAUGCUUGGUUAGGGCGUCAUCAGAGUCCGAGAACAUCAAUGAGAGACUUAAGUUGUUAGAUUCUUAUUUUGGGAAACUUCAAGGCGGCGAUGAGAAGCAGCCCUCUAUCUCAACAGGUGGCCAGAAAGCUAAACUCAAUGCAGAGACGGAGUUAGAAUCUUUGAGGGUUUAUCUUGAGAAACAACAAAAAGAAGGAGGUUCAGCAGCAAGCAAACUGAAAAAGGCUGAUAUCAAAAGUAAUAAUAAUAAUAAUAGUCCUUUCCAGCAGCUGGAUGAUGAUGAGGAGGAUCAAGGAGAAGAUACGUUGAACUUCUAUACUGUGAGUAUAUUAGCAGCCAUAAACGUCGGAGUGUGUCUGUUUGAAGCAGCGGCUCCAGUGAGGAAUAACGAAAUGGGACUCUUAUCGCUUCCUUUGCUCUAUGGAGCAAAGAUAAACGAUCUAAUCGUGGCUGGAGAAUGGUGGAGGCUCGUCACACCCAUGUUUCUGCACUCUGGAAUCCCUCACGUAGCACUUAGCUCAUGGGCUCUGCUUACCUUUGGACCAAAAGUGUGCCGUGACUAUGGGAUAUUCACGUUUUGUCUGAUUUACAUUCUCGGAGGAGUCUCUGGUAAUUUCAUGAGCUUUCUUCUUACACCAGAUCCUACCGUUGGUGGAACUGGACCAGCAUUUGCGUUAAUAGGAGCUUGGCUUGUGGACCAAUCUCAGAACAAGGAGAUGAUCAAAAGAGAUGAGUAUGAGGACUUGUUUAAUAAGGCCAUUGUAAUGACAGGGCUUGGUCUCAUAUUAAGCCAUUUCGGUCCUAUAGAUGAUUGGACAAAUCUGGGAGCACUUGUAGCUGGGAUCGUGUACGGGUACUUCACUUGUCCAGUGCUUCAAUUUGGAAGAGGAAGUGAAAGACCAGAAGGGAUUGUGACUGUUGGACAGGAGAAACAGAAUAGUGGUGAUCCAUGUAAAUCGCUUCUUGUGUUCGUAGUCUUUGUUGCGGUUCUUGUGACUUGUGUGCUAGUCCUUGGGGAUGGACCGUUGGACUUCCCUACUUAUGAUGAUGUUGUCUACUCUCUCAUUUAGAGUAGCAUCAUCGAGACAACAACUAUUAGGUACUUGUGUGUGUGGUUACGUGUGUAAUUGACAAGUUAAAUAUCUGUAUUGGUUAACAAUGGAGGGAGUGCUCUUUGGUUUGGGGUAUAGCACAAUGAGAAAACUAUACUAAACUAUUCUCACGUUUUAGUUUAUAUAUAUCUCAAGGUUAUCUAUUA